UGGCUCGGAGAUGGUACGGGGGGGGGCGUCCGUAGAAGGGGCGCACCAUGGCGAAGAAGAAGCCCUCGAAGUACGUGGGCUCCUGCGGCAUCUACGUCCUCGCUGGCCGCGGCGGCGAGCGGCGGCUGCUGGUCCACAGGCGCAGCCGCCAGGUCUCCGAGCCCAACACCAUCUGCGCCCCCGGCGGCAUCGUCGAGCGCUGGCUCUGCGGGGAGGACCUGUCCGACUUCCAUUCUGGGGCGCUCAAGACGCUCUCCGGCGCGGGCACCCGAGGAAACCGGCGUGAGGCUCGACGAGGCGCAGGUGGCCGAGCUCAGGCAGCUGCCCGUGGACGCGGGUGCCGCGUACUGGGGCCCCGCAAUGCACCGCAAUUUCUGCGCGGUGCUCGAGGAGUGCCCCGUCCUCGCCGGUCCGGAGCGCGCGAGUCUGCACGAGCUGGUCCGCGACGGCAUGGCCGGGACCCGGCCGGCCGCGGUCUGCCAGGAAAGACUUGCAUGAGGAGGA
Messenger RNA from Prorocentrum cordatum, 504 nucleotides. The record is from the annotation of a GenBank genome assembly. NCBI's taxonomy places the organism in Eukaryota, Dinophyceae, Prorocentrales, Prorocentraceae.